AUGAAGACCUCUGGAACUUGUAUACUGUUGUGUCUCUUAGCAUUCUCCUUAUCCCCAGCUGACUGGUUUCCCUGGGUGGUCAGUGGGCAAGAACUGGAAAGUGCAAAUGGUGAAGUUAGCACCAACUCCCUUAUCAGCACCUCUGAGGCAGCUGUCACAUCACCUGUCCUUCUUAGUCCUGUUCAGUCUGACAGUGAAACUACGACCGCUUCAUCAGAUUGUCGUGAAGAAAAGUUCCCCUGCACACGCCUGUACUCUGUUCACAAACCCGUAAAGCAGUGUAUCAGCUACCUCUGUGUUACAAGUGUGCGUCGCAUGUACAUAAUAAACAAGGAGGUGUGCUCUCGCAUUGUCUGCAAGGAGAAUGAGGUCAUGCAAGAUGAAAUCUGUCGCCAGCUGGCUGGCCUUCCUUCUCGACGUCUCCGCCGAUCUGGGCAACCCCCACAUCUCCCUUGCAGACAACUCCUGGAGCAGCAGCGCAGCAGGCCUGGUGCUCUGUGAGCUACCAACAGUAGGAGAGAAAAAGGAAGGGAGAGAUGAGAAAUCAUCAUUCACUACCUACAACCCAAGAUAAAUCCUUCUCGCUUGUGAUUUCCCCAUCAUCUCCUCGCUUCUCUGCCUUCCCCCACAUACUCUUCUUCAGGUGCUGCAGUACACAGAGUCACCUCUCUGCUAGUCUGUCAUGGUGGCUGUUGUCAUCU
Eurypyga helias (sunbittern) is the source of this 701-nucleotide messenger RNA. RefSeq names its product microfibrillar-associated protein 5-like. The record is from RefSeq and is a predicted model, not a curated record. Gene Ontology annotation, cellular component: microfibril. NCBI's taxonomy places the organism in Eukaryota, Metazoa, Chordata, Aves, Eurypygiformes, Eurypygidae. The transcript has 8 exons. Gene Ontology annotation, biological process: embryonic eye morphogenesis. The coding region runs from base 1 to 501 and encodes 166 amino acids.